GCGCCGAGGUCGAGGCGGGCGUGCGGCAGCUGGCGGCGAUGCGUGAGCGGCUGCGAGACCUCGAGACCAACUUGGUGCACCAGCCGCUGCACCUGCCUCGCCUCGUGCGCCGCCGCUCCAACACAGUUGCGCUCGACGAGAAGCUGCGGCUGCUGCUCGCCGUGGUACAGACGCAGCCCACCAUCCACCAGCUGCUGGCGGCGGGCGACUUCCCCGGCGCUCUGGAGCUGAUCGCGUCGUCGCAGAGUCUGCUGGCGCCUCGGGGCCGUGCGGAGGGAGCUAGUCCCACCUGUCCGCGUGGAGUGGCGCUCGGGUACGACCCGUCGCAAGGUCCGCCAGCCAUGCCUGUCGAGGCACUCUCGUCGGAGCUCGACGUCCGGCUGGUGCCUCUCGCUGAGGGCAUGCUCGCCCUUCGCACCCUGCACACCCCCCUCCGCCUACUCUCCGACGCGCUGCGCAAGGAGCUCAAGCCGCUGCCGAAGCGGUCCCUGCAGGCGGCCCUCCCGCCGCUGUCGGCAGCGGUGCCGGGGGCGGCGGCAGCUGGCGCGGCGUCGCAGCAGGCGCUUGCCGCCGAUUCGGCAGCCUCGGCGGGCGCAACGGGCGAAGCGGCGGUGAACGGGGGCGGAGUCGGCGCCGCGUCUGCCACCGCCGCGGCGGGCGGCGAGGACGGCGGCGCUGAGGGCGGGGGCGGCGGCGGCGGAGGAGGAGGAGAAGGGGGAGGAGGAGGAGGAGGAGGGGGAGGUGCAGCACCGCCGGAGGAUCGCGGCAUCAAGGCGCUUGUGGCGAGGCUGAAG
This is a messenger RNA of Emiliania huxleyi CCMP1516, 794 nucleotides long. RefSeq lists its product as hypothetical. Gene Ontology annotation, molecular function: syntaxin binding. Gene Ontology annotation, biological process: Golgi to vacuole transport; retrograde transport, endosome to Golgi. NCBI's taxonomy places the organism in Eukaryota, Haptophyta, Isochrysidales, Noelaerhabdaceae. The annotation marks the transcript as partial. Gene Ontology annotation, cellular component: GARP complex. The record is from RefSeq and is a predicted model, not a curated record. The transcript has 4 exons.